This is a messenger RNA of Rhineura floridana, 9658 nucleotides long. RefSeq names its product cytoplasmic FMR1 interacting protein 2 (gene CYFIP2). Gene Ontology annotation, biological process: cell morphogenesis; regulation of actin filament polymerization; cell projection assembly. Gene Ontology annotation, cellular component: neuron projection; synapse. Lineage: Eukaryota; Metazoa; Chordata; Lepidosauria; Squamata; Rhineuridae. The coding region runs from base 318 to 4079 and encodes 1253 amino acids. The record is from RefSeq and is a predicted model, not a curated record. The transcript has 31 exons. Gene Ontology annotation, molecular function: small GTPase binding.
CACAAAAGCUCAGGAAGUACAUAAGCUGUAGCCAUUUCCUGCUCUAUGUGUGUGUGCGCGCGUGCGCGUGUGUGUGAGAAAGAGCCGUGUGCCUAUGUGUGUCUGUGUGUGACACAAAUAGAUCCAGGCGGCAGCAGCAGCACCAGCAGCGACGGCGGCAGGAGGAGGAGAUCGCCGAGUGGUGGCAGCAGCGGCGCCUCAGCAUCUCUGCCUCCUUCGUUGCUUUGCUUGCUGCUGCAUCCCGCGCUGAGCCCAGCCGCAGAGGCCAGCAGCAUCUUCGCUGCCGCUGCCAGUGGUGAGUCUGAAAGCUCAGAACCAUGACGACUCACGUAACACUGGAGGAUGCUCUGUCCAAUGUGGAUCUCCUGGAGGAGCUGCCACUGCCUGAUCAGCAGCCAUGCAUCGAGCCACCUCCAUCAUCUAUCAUGUACCAGGCCAAUUUUGACACCAAUUUUGAAGACAGAAAUGCCUUUGUAACAGGCAUUGCCAGAUAUAUUGAACAAGCUACAGUGCACUCAAGCAUGAAUGAAAUGCUGGAGGAAGGACAUGAAUAUGCAGUGAUGCUUUACACCUGGAGGAGCUGUUCCAGGGCCAUUCCCCAGGUAAAAUGCAAUGAACAGCCAAAUCGGGUGGAGAUUUAUGAGAAGACUGUGGAAGUCUUGGAGCCAGAGGUCACAAAGCUCAUGAAGUUCAUGUAUUUUCAGCGUAAGGCGAUUGAACGAUUCUGUGGUGAAGUGAAACGUUUGUGCCAUGCAGAGAGAAGGAAAGACUUUGUUUCUGAAGCAUAUCUACUGACAUUGGGAAAAUUUAUCAACAUGUUUGCUGUCCUGGAUGAAUUGAAGAACAUGAAGUGCAGUGUCAAAAAUGACCACUCUGCCUACAAAAGAGCAGCCCAAUUUUUGAGGAAAAUGGCUGAUCCCCAGUCUAUUCAGGAAUCACAGAACCUUUCCAUGUUCCUAGCAAACCAUAAUAGGAUCACACAGUGCCUGCAUCAGCAGCUAGAAGUCAUCCCUGGUUAUGAGGAGCUGUUGGCUGAUAUUGUUAACAUCUGUGUGGAUUACUAUGAAAACAAGAUGUACUUGACACCCAGUGAGAAGCAUAUGCUCCUCAAGGUAAUGGGUUUUGGUCUCUAUCUGAUGGACGGAAAUGUCAGUAACAUUUACAAACUAGAUGCCAAGAAGAGAAUCAACCUCAGCAAAAUUGAUAAAUUCUUCAAGCAGCUGCAGGUGGUUCCUUUAUUCGGCGAUAUGCAGAUAGAGCUGGCCAGAUACAUUAAGACCAGUGCUCACUAUGAGGAGAACAAAUCCAAGUGGACUUGCACUCAGACAAGCAUCAGUCCCCAGUACAAUAUAUGUGAGCAGAUGGUGCAGAUCCGAGAUGACCAUAUCCGCUUUAUCUCUGAACUUGCUCGCUACAGCAACAGUGAGGUUGUGACUGGCUCAGGAUUGGACAGCCAGAAGUCCGAUGAAGAAUACAGGGAGCUUUUUGACCUGGCUUUACGGGGACUGCAACUUCUGUCCAAGUGGAGUGCACAUGUUAUGGAAGUGUAUUCCUGGAAGCUGGUCCAUCCCACUGAUAAGUUCUGUAACAAAGAUUGCCCAGGCACUGCUGAGGAAUAUGAAAGAGCCACACGGUACAAUUAUACAAGUGAGGAAAAGUUUGCAUUUGUGGAGGUGAUUGCCAUGAUAAAAGGUCUGCAGGUGCUCAUGGGCCGCAUGGAGAGUGUUUUCAACCAGGCCAUCAGAAACACAAUAUAUGCAGCUCUGCAGGAUUUUGCUCAGGUGACACUCAGAGAGCCAUUGCGGCAAGCUGUCCGGAAGAAGAAGAACGUCCUAAUCAGUGUCCUCCAGGCAAUUAGAAAGACAAUCUGUGACUGGGAGGGAGGGCGUGAGCCUCCAAAUGACCCCUGUCUGAGAGGGGAGAAGGAUCCAAAAGGCGGUUUUGAUAUCAAGGUCCCACGACGAGCUGUAGGGCCUUCUAGCACACAGCUUUACAUGGUGAGAACCAUGCUGGAAUCCCUCAUUGCUGACAAGAGUGGCUCAAAGAAGACUCUCAGGAGCAGCCUGGAUGGUCCAAUAGUGCUGGCCAUUGAAGAGUUCCAUAAACAGUCCUUCUUCUUCACUCAUCUUCUCAACAUUAGUGAAGCCCUCCAACAGUGUUGUGACCUUUCCCAGCUUUGGUUCCGAGAAUUUUUUCUGGAGUUGACCAUGGGCCGUCGAAUUCAGUUCCCCAUUGAGAUGUCUAUGCCUUGGAUUCUAACAGAUCACAUCCUGGAAACCAAAGAACCUUCUAUGAUGGAGUAUGUGCUCUAUCCAUUGGACCUCUACAACGAUAGUGCAUAUUAUGCUUUGACCAAGUUUAAAAAGCAGUUUCUCUAUGAUGAAAUUGAAGCAGAAGUCAACUUGUGUUUUGAUCAGUUUGUUUACAAACUGGCAGACCAAAUCUUUGCUUACUAUAAAGCAAUGGCAGGCAGUGUCUUAUUGGAUAAACGAUUCCGGGCUGAGUGUAAGAAUUAUGGAGUGAUUAUCCCCUACCCGCCAUCCAACCGCUAUGAAACACUACUCAAACAGAGACAUGUCCAGCUGCUGGGCAGAUCAAUUGACCUAAAUAGACUUAUCACCCAGCGUAUCUCAGCCGCGAUGUACAAAUCAUUAGACCAGGCUAUUAGCCGCUUUGAGAGCGAGGAUCUGACAUCCAUUGUGGAGCUGGAAUGGCUUUUGGAGAUAAACCGUCUGACACAUAGACUGCUGUGCAAGCACAUGACCUUGGACAGCUUUGAUGCCAUGUUCCGAGAGGCCAAUCACAACGUCUCAGCUCCUUAUGGUCGCAUCACCCUUCAUGUCUUCUGGGAGCUAAACUUUGACUUUUUACCUAAUUACUGCUACAAUGGGUCUACUAAUAGGUUUGUACGGACAGCAAUUCCAUUCACCCAAGAACCCCAGAGAGAUAAACCAGCCAAUGUUCAACCAUACUAUCUUUAUGGAUCUAAGCCACUCAACAUUGCCUAUAGUCACAUCUAUAGCUCCUACCGAAACUUUGUGGGGCCUCCUCAUUUCAAGACAGUCUGCCGGCUCCUAGGAUACCAAGGGAUUGCUGUAGUGAUGGAGGAACUGCUGAAGAUCGUCAAGAGCCUGUUGCAAGGGACCAUCCUUCAGUAUGUCAAAACCUUGAUAGAGGUGAUGCCGAAGAUCUGCCGCCUGCCAAGACAUGAGUACGGCUCUCCAGGAAUCCUGGAGUUUUUCCAUCACCAGCUGAAGGACAUCAUUGAGUACGCAGAGCUCAAGACUGAUGUAUUCCAGAGUCUGAGGGAAGUGGGUAAUGCCAUUCUUUUCUGCCUUCUCAUAGAGCAGGCCUUGUCCCAGGAAGAAGUGUGUGAUUUGCUGCAUGCUGCUCCCUUCCAAAAUAUUUUGCCCAGGGUCUACAUCAAAGAAGGAGAACGCUUGGAGGUACGCAUGAAGCGUCUCGAAGCCAAAUAUGCCCCACUUCACCUGGUUCCCUUAAUAGAGAGGCUGGGAACACCGCAGCAAAUAGCCAUAGCACGUGAAGGAGACUUGCUGACCAAGGAGAGGUUGUGCUGUGGCCUGUCCAUGUUUGAGGUUAUCCUGACUCGCAUUCGGAGCUACCUCCAGGACCCUAUCUGGCGUGGGCCUCCCCCAACCAAUGGCGUCAUGCAUGUUGAUGAGUGUGUUGAGUUCCAUCGGCUCUGGAGUGCCAUGCAGUUUGUGUACUGCAUUCCUGUAGGAACAAAUGAAUUCACCGCAGAGCAAUGUUUUGGAGAUGGUUUGAACUGGGCUGGCUGUUCAGUCAUUGUUCUCCUGGGGCAGCAGCGUCGCUUUGAUCUUUUUGACUUCUGCUACCAUCUGUUAAAGGUGCAGAGGCAGGAUGGGAAAGAUGAAAUCAUAAAGAAUGUGCCCCUUAAGAAAAUGGCUGACAGGAUCAGGAAGUACCAGAUUUUGAACAAUGAGAUUUUUGCCAUCCUGAACAAGUACAUGAAGUCAGUGGAAACAGACAGUUCUACUGUUGAGCAUGUGCGUUGCUUCCAGCCCCCCAUCCACCAGUCCUUGGCCACCACCUGCUAAAUAAUCUGUGCUGGAAAUGAAAUGUGAAUAUUCAUGUCUAUAUGUGAAGUCAGUGAUGAAGAAGCAGCUGGGCCCCAAUGGAGGCCUGGAAGGGAAAAGCUGAGAACACAGAUCUGUUAGCAACACAGACUUGGAUGGACCCAGAAUACAAGGAAAUAUUUUCCUAGAAGGCUUGUUUUGAAUGCAUGUUCUUCUAUAGUAUCUUUCUGGUUGGUUUUACCCAUAGCUUUGAAAAUGUGGUGAGAAAGAGCAAAAUGUGGUUUUUCUCCUGUGGUAUCAUCAACUUUCAUGAUGGCCCAGAACCACCCAAUCAAGCACAAACUCUAUGGUGUUUAAAAUAGUCGUUGUUUGGGGAUUAAAGCAGCAGAUGUUUCAAAGUGGUGCAAGUCUUCCACUUGAUGCACAGUGAGACUGAAGAACAUUCCUGCUUGGUAGAAAACAAUGGCAUAAGUGUUUAAAACACUCAGAAAUACCUGCAAUAGGUGAUGAGGAGCUGUGUGACUUACCCAAACAAAACCAGGUUCUAAAUAGAGUCUAAAUAGAGUUCCAUUGCCUGCCUAAAAUUAGAGGGGUUUUGUCAUUGCCUUGUCUCCUUCCGCCCUUCUAAAAUUAUUUAGGGCACAAUCCUCUACACACUUAUCUGGGACUAAGCCUAUUGAACUCUCUGAGGCUCACUUCUGAGUAGGCAUGCAUAGGACUACACCGCUAGCCUUGCUAAGUCAAUUUUAUGACGCAUCUUUAGUUAAGCAGUGGAGUACUGACAGCUAAGUCUUCUCAGAUGUUGUGUUGACUAAUAUUGUCGUGGUGGCCCCGCAAAAUUUAAAUAGGAUAAUACCUUCUCUUUGACCAAAUACUGUUAGCAAUAGUUUCACUUGAGCUUUUUAGCAUUUUAGACAGCCAGGAGAAGAGGCACCGAUUGUCAUGGCCCAGGCUCUUGAUGAAGUUAUCAGGUCAAGACACCAGUAAGUUCUUGUAGAAAUGUGAUUAAUGCAUUCUUUUGGAAUAUAUUCAAUAGAAGAAUGAGAUCAAGAAAUAAAUUUCCCUGUUCUGGGAAAAUAUAUGGCAUUUGUUAAUUAUUUCAGGAUAACAUAUCCAAACUUUAGUGAUGAAAUGGAAACAACACUAAAAUACAUCCAACAUGACUUUCGGGCUUUUUUUUUUUUUUUGUAAUAGGCAAUAGCUUUUAUUCCAUUAAUAUGUAUGGUUCCACAGAUGUAUAGAAUUCCAAUAGAAGUUAAAAAUCUCCCUGCAGAACAAACAGGUAAACAUUAGAAUAUAUUUGUGAACAAUUCACAGAAUUGUAGAUCUGUAUGGGACUCAACGGUCAUGUUUCUACAGCUCUCCACACCAAAGCAGACUUCCUAUCACCUGUGCACCCAAGAAUUCAGCCCACAUAGUUCAGAUAAGAGUGUACUAACCAUAAGAGGUAGAAAUAAGCAAGAGAUGUAUGUAGGAGGAGCAAGUUUGGAGAGACAUGAAGCCAUGCAACAUUGCUGCAGAGAAAUGGGACUAAUAAACUAGCCACCAGUCUCUCCAGUCUAAUGAGAAAGUUUAGACCAGUCACCCAGUUUAGAACGAAUCUACCGAGACAGAUACCAAAAUAUAAUCCUGUAUCAUAUCAUGAAAUAAAAAUGAAGAGCUUUAAAAUCUUGAAAGAAUUUCUGAGUCUGUUAGGACACCAUAAGGCAUCAGAGUAAAAUUCAGAGUAGAAGACGCCCAUUCCCUCUCUUCCUCUACCUAUCAUGACUAUUUAGGGAGAGGGAUUUUAGAACUGCAAUUCUUUAAUAUUUAGGUUGUUCUGAUUUAAUUUCCUACAAGGAAAACGCAGUGUUCUGUCUCCCUCCUGAUUUGCUCUACAGAUUACAAAAUUAAGCAUUAAGGAAGUAUUUCAAACACAACCAUCAUUCCUUUUAGAUGCUAAAGACAAAGGGCACACAAUACACCAUGAAGUUCUCCUGUGUAAUACCCAAUACAAUUAAUGGGCAUAGCAUAAGAGCAUGACCAUAUUCAUUUCGGUGAGACUUGCUCAGCAGAACUUCUUGGUAGGUUGUUAAAGCAACAUACGUUCGUGUUUUGUUGGUAUGUUAUCCUAAUUUUUACCCUGUCAGGCUCUGUCAGGACAGAACUUGAGACAUCCAGUAAUAAUUCCAUCUUGCUCCAGACAUUUAGUUCCUUAGUCUAACCUUGGUGAAGACAAAUCCACUUCUUUAAAUUUCAGAUGUUUUAAGUCUGUGUUUUUCCUCCUUCAUCUCACCAUAAAGCUGAUUUUAAUUACUGACGUUUGGUUCAUCAUGCCAGCACAGUAACAGAUGUUAAGAAGACAGAGACUUUGUACAUUUUUUUUUACCCUUGAGAGCACAUAAAGUAGAAACAUCUUAAUGUUCUGCGUUGAGUACAGGAAGAACAUUCAGUCUCGAGGAACAGCAGCAGGGAUAGAAUUAUAUGUGUGAGGUGUAUUUCUUUUGACAAAUGCCUUUGUUCCUUGAAAGACUUGCUUCUGUUUCCAAAGUUUCCUCCUCAGAUCUUGGUGAGCAUGUUUGCUGCAUUUCAAACUGCAAGAUGCUUCUUGUACAAUGUAAUGUGGAAUUAAGGCAAGGCUCAGAAAAGAUAUCUGAAGACUCUUAACUCAGGCAGGAACAAUGAACAAAGGGGUUUGGAGUCUAAAAGGAAAGAAUAAUCUCCUAACAUAUCCUAUCCAAAAUAUCUGUUGCAACAAUUCAAGUGCUUCAGGGCUUUUGGGGAGCAAGUAUUGUUAGUGUAGUUCAUUCUUUUUAUGCACCUUAGCAACCCUUGGCUUCAGAUUUGCAAAACUGAAUCAAACAUUAUAUAAGCAUCCCAGAGUUAGAUUCUGAGCCUAUCUGAUGAGGUAGACCAGUCCACUGCUCUUCAUUUCUUUUUAUUCUUACAGUGAAAUAAAUCAACAUUAAUGAACUAAAAUCAAAAAUUUUGGUGGUGGUUACUCAUCAGAGCAUGAUACCACAGGUGUAAACUUUCACUUCAUUUGGAAAAGCAAUUACAGUCCAGAACAAAUGCUAUUCAGAGGCGUAUGCUAUAGGAUAAGCUGCAAUAUGUUACAUUUUACAGCUGGCAUUCAAUAGAAGAAUCAACUAGAUGAUCAUAACUCUAAUAAUCAUUUUCAAUUCUAUGAAAUGUAUUUGUUGAGGUAUGCUCAUGCAUCACAUUUUCACAUUGUUAUUCACACAGUGGUUGCCAGUUACUCCCUAGUGAGAUCAGUGAUAUUUAGGGGGAAAUCCUAAAAGCUAUAUGUACAGAAGUGAGAAAGAAGACAGGGUUGACCUAGAAGUCAUUGAGUGUGGAGAAAACUCAGGGUAAGUUUAAAGUAUUUCUUAAAAGAGUUUUUAAAAUAUCUGUCCAACAUCAAUUCCCUUACCAAGAAUUUUUUGCUUGAGAUUUCUGUCCUUUGAAUUCCUUGCAAUGCAUCCCAGUGGCCUUCAUAGGAUACUGUCCAUGGGAUAGUUCUGGCCCCUCCAAGCUACAAGCUAUAUACUGAAGUUGUUAUCAAGGAGUUAACCGAGUGAACCAGGUUUCCCCCAUUCCAAAAAAUUGUAACAUCAAAGUCUGCUAUUCCCAAAGUAUGUGCCAAGAAACACCAUCCCCCAAGUACACUGUGUGCCACAAGAAACAAAUAAAUGUAAAAACUGAAGAUGCCUGCAUGAGUGUCCCACAGAGGAGGCUGUGAAUGCAUCUCUUUGGAAAUCUACUGUUCUGCCCUAGCCUUCUGGUCAGCAUCCACCGCAAGAGGAUAAUUCUGCCACAUCUCUGCAUUGAAUGUGUUUGGACCAUGAUGUCAGUCCCUACAGAGCAAUAACCUGCUUUCCAAGAUUUUCCAGAACAGUGAGUCAUGCAGAGGCACAGGGUGGAACUCCUCUGAGAAUAGAUAGUUCUUACUAUAAAAGCAUACAUUAUGGGAGUGUAAGAACCACGUGUACCUCCUAUUUGAUUUUUUAAAAAUAAAAACGGUGUUCCCCACCUAUCAGAAGUACAAAAUCUAGAUCAGUGAUCCAUCUCUUUUCCCUGUGAACGCAACAGCAUCGUGGAGAAGGCCAGCGGCUUAGACCCAAAGGCAUCCUGCACCAGCACAAAGGUGCUUGUACUCAUACAAGGUAACCUCCUUGAAUUCUGCUGAUUCUUCAGCCCUGAAUGUUCCAACCCAUGCAAUGCCAGACGAUCUUUCAGCAUUCAGGAGGAGCUUGGGAUGGGGAAACACAGGUUGCUGCACUGGAAAAUAGGAGCCAGGAGACACUGCAUGAACAGAAUUGUGUAACUUUUGACAGGUGGGCGGGGAUGCCCAUCUGUCAUUCCCCUGACAUCAGGUAAUUCACACUUCAAAGGAAAAAUUGGGAGCGCUCUGACCUCGCGAUUCUUCCUGCAUAGCUACAGCUUCAAUUGAAGCUAUAGCUGCAAAGGUUCCCAUGGAAAACAGGGCUUGCACUUGGCUGGGUGGCAAUCCCAGCAGGGCUUGCAUUUGGUGCCAAGUUUAAAAGGCACCGAAAGCAAGCCCUGCUAGAAGUGAAACAAUUUGGAGCACACUUUAAGAUUUCUAAUGGUUCCUUUGCAGCUAAGGCUUUGCCUGCUAUACACCCAACCUGGUUAUGGAGCAAGUGGGUAUAGGUGGGGGGAAAUGACCUUGCAGGCCAAAUUAGGACCCCUGGAAGACCAAAUUUGGCCCACAGGCCAGAGGUUCCCCAUCCCUGGGUUAGGUUAGGAGUCCUCACCCCAUCCCCACCAGUGUUUCUCCAUUCUUGAUUGCAGCCUCUGAGGCUGCUUUUAAGUAAAAAAUAAAAGCAAACAGCUGGUGGGGCAUAGGGGUGGGGAGAGACACAUGUGAUAGCAUGGCUUUAAAUAUUUCUGAUGGGAAAUAGGAAACCACAAAGCUGUGGAUUCCAAGAGAAGGCCUGGAUAAUCCAAGCCUUGUGAACAAAGAGUCCAGACUUCCUCAGCAACUUUAACAAACAGCUGUGGCUGUUUCUGGCUCAUAAAAAGUCUCGUAUCAGGUUGAUUUUUGUGAUUUUGACAAAGAAAGAACAAACCCUCAGCACUUCAGCCAUGUUUCCUUUCCCAACAGCACUUGUCAGAAAUGUCAGUGGUCAUAUUAAUUCCUAUGCUCUUCUGUAUUAUUCUGGUUUUAAUUGAUAUUUGUCUUUCAGAACAUGAGCAAGGUAUUUGUUUUUAAAAACAAAUGUUUAAAAAGAAAAAAACUUUGCAUAAUUCUUUCAAAUGUAUCAUAUUUGUAUGAAGACUUGUCCAGGACUUUUUUGUACAACGAAUUUACAUUUAUUUAUGGUGCGGUAUAUUUACAGUAGUGAUCAACUAUGGUGUUUGAAUUCCUGAAUCAUAUUUGCUAUGCAGUGGGAAAUGAUAUCCUGUUUUGUAUUUUCUUUUUGUUCAUCAUUGGUCAACAGAAGUUUUUCAUUUGCAUUCAAAAUGCUUAUGUAUUGAUAAGGCACCUUGUGUGUGGUGACAUGAUGACCUGUACUGCAACUUCCAACAUUAUGUACAGCAAAGCUGGGAUGAAUGCUGUUAACAAGGGAAAAAUAAAAGUUAAGUCAUAAAUGGUU